AUGAGCGAGACGCAAGCGCAAGGCGUUCAAUCGCCUGGCCAGGUAGCUUCAACCUCGUAUCAGCCGCGUCCUGCACGCAAACAAGUCACCCAGGCCAAGUUUGAUGCCAUCCGAGAAGCUUUUAGUGCGAGACCCGAUUCCGCAGGCACCUUCAACAUCUGGUACGAGAACUUUGCCGGCGUCGAUCGGGAGGAAAACGAGGCUCAAAAGGCAAAACGCGAGACUAGAUGCGACAUUGCGAGAGAUUCGGGCUAUACUAGAGCCGAUAUCACCCUGAAAACGCAAGCAGCACGCAUUCAGCAAGGUGCACCUGUCGCUCCAGACGAGGCCGUUUACUGCUGUAUUCAUUUUGCGCGUGGCUGCUGUCCGCAUGGUGCCGAAUGCAACUUUCUUCAUCGACUUCCUCGUCCCAACGACUAUCCCAGCCAAGGGCGUGACUGCUUUGGUCGGGAAAAGCUCGGCAACUACAAGGAUGACAUGAGCGGUACUGGCUCGCUAUCCAAGGUCAAUCGCACCCUCUAUGUAGGUCGGAUCCACGAAGAGCAUGGCGUAUCUUCCCCUUCUGCUCCGGCCAAUUCGGCAUGGCGGGACGGCGGCAAAACGCUCAAAGGAGGUCGCAGCAUCCACGACGUGCGUAACAAGAACGGACCUCGUCCACGACAAGAUCCCAAGUCAUAUCGGCCACAACACAAUUCCGUACGUCCCGAGACCGACAAUGCUACGGAACGUGUGGUGCGACGUCAUUUCAGUGAAUGGGGAGAGAUCGAUAGACUACGCGUUCUCACCGGCCGAUCGUGUGCAUUUGUCACAUUCAAGUACGAAGCCAAUGCACAAUUCGCCAAGGAAGCCAUGCUCAACCAGUCGCUCGACCACAACGAGAUCAUCAACGUUCGAUGGGCUUCCGACGAUCCAAAUCCAGCUGCACAGAAGCGCAAUCAGGAACAGAUGCGCCGUGCAGGGGAACGCGCUAUCAUGGCCGGAAUGUCUGAACAAGCAAUCCAGGCUCAGCAGGCAUUGCGUGCACUUGAAGGUUUGGAGCAUCAGCGUGGCGAGGAUGCCGACUCGAAGCGUCGCAGGAUUUCUCAUCAGAGCUAUGAUGAGGAUAUGCGAAGGCUCGAGGAAGAGAAUGAACGUGGAUGGGUCGAAUUUGCUCAGGAAAGGCAAGCUGCCGUCGCCGCUGCACCAACAAGCCAAGCCCCGUCGGCUGCAAGCUCAGCAAGCAAGAACAACAUCACCGGCUCGCUUCUAAAUUCGGAGACAAUGUCCCAUCUAGCAUCACUUCAGAAUCUUGAUCAAAAGCAAGGCGGAGCAUCAGAUACCUACCCACCACCCGUGUCUUCCAAUGGGCUCGGCAGCUUGGCGGGGUAUGGCAGCGAUAGCGAGGAUGACGAUAGCUAA
This is a messenger RNA of Mycosarcoma maydis (corn smut), 1398 nucleotides long. RefSeq lists its product as uncharacterized. NCBI's taxonomy places the organism in Eukaryota, Fungi, Basidiomycota, Ustilaginomycetes, Ustilaginales. Gene Ontology annotation, cellular component: U2-type catalytic step 2 spliceosome; Prp19 complex; U2-type catalytic step 1 spliceosome. Gene Ontology annotation, molecular function: pre-mRNA binding; U6 snRNA binding; metal ion binding. The transcript has a single exon. The record is from RefSeq and is a predicted model, not a curated record. The coding region runs from base 1 to 1398 and encodes 465 amino acids.